AUGUCUCCAGAAGAACUGGUCUCAAUGGCCACACUCGUCACCCUCUAUAGACUCAUAACUCGAGAGGACAUUAAGCUAAUUUAUGCUAUCAAGGACCCGAAUAAUGACCCUAACAUUGGAUCAGCGCGGGGGAAUAACAAAUCCUCGACAUCGGAGGCACUCCAAACCGUGGGGAUAACGGCGUCUACAUCUGGAAUGGCAUUGCUUUCCACUUUCCUUCCCGCAUUCAUCCUGGCUGCCCUUUGCUUCCUGAUAUUUCUCAUCUGCCGCCGAACACAGCGCCGAUUCUACUCUCCAAGGUCAUAUCUAGGGCAUAUGCAUGACCAUGAACGAAGCCCGGAACUCCCCCAUGGGUUUGUCAACUGGAUAGGGGAGUUCAUUCGCCUCCCAGAUAGCCAUGUUCUCCGACAUUCAUCUCUGGACGGCUAUUUUUUCCUUCGGUUUCUGAAGAAGAUGUCCCUGCUGAGCUUCAUUGGAUGCUGCAUUACAUGGCCGAUUUUAAUGCCAAUACAUAUCACCGGAGGCGCCGGAAAUACCCAGCUUGAUGUUCUCACUUUUAGCAACGUUGUCAAUCCUAAGCGAUACUACGCGCAUACAAUUGUCUCCUGGAUAUUUUUUGGGUUUGUAUUUCUCAUGGUCUGCCGUGAAAGCAUCUUUUAUGCAGCUCUUCGCCAGGCCUAUCUCCUUUCGCCGCUAUACGCUGACCGGAUCUCUUCUCGAACCGUUCUGUUCAUGUCAGUUCCACAAUCCUACCAGAAUAAAGCGAAGCUCUCGAAGAUAUUCGGUGACUCGGUCAAGCGUGUUUGGACGUCGGAAGAUACGUCGAAGUUAGCGAGACUUGUUCGCAAGCGGGACAACCUUGCAUAUAGCCUAGAAGGUGCCGAAACAAGAUAUGUUAAAAAUGCACAUGCUGCCCGCCUAAAGGCGUUGAAGAAACAAGGCCGAGACCUGGAGGUCUCAUUAGAAGAAGCCGCUGUUAAGCAGAGCAGUAAUGAAUCUGAUCUCCACCAGUCCCCCUGGCUAUUACAUGUUAAGCGCCCUUCAAGACGAUCCCACUAUCUCUUCGGCGAGAAGGUUGAUAUCAUUGAAAACCUUCGCUCUCGUCUUGCUGCGCUGAUCCCGAAGGUUGAAGCUCUGCAACAGGAACACCGAGUCGGCGAAGCAAAGAGUGUAGGCGGCGUGUUUGUGGAAUUCACUACCCAACGAGAAGCCCAAAUCGCAUACCAAACUCUCUCGCAUCACCAUCCAUCCCAGAUGACACCACGGUUCAUUGGCAUUCCACCGCACCAGGUACUAUGGCCGGCUCUGCGGUAUUCGUGGUAUCAAAGGAUUGUCAGGAAAUUUGCCGUGCAGGGUUUCAUUGCCGUUUUGAUCAUUUUCUGGUCCAUACCGUCUGCCUUGAUUGGAUCAAUUUCCAACAUUACCUAUCUCACCAAUCUUCUUAAAUUCCUCAGCUUCGUGAACGAACUACCUUCCUUCAUAAAGGGAGUAAUAAGUGGUCUUCUUCCUGCGGCAGGGUUAGCUAUUUUGAUGUCGGCAGUUCCAUGGAUCAUGAGAUGGUGUGCAAGACAAUCAGGUGUCCCUUCAACGGCUAAAGCAGAACUCUUUACGCAGAAUGCUCAUUUCUGCUUUCAAGUAGUACAGGUAUUCCUCGUAACUACCAUUACAUCCGCGGCCUCUGCGGCUACAAGUCAAAUUAUCAAAAACCCACUUUCGGCGAAAGAUUUGUUAGCAAAGAACCUACCAAAGGCUACAAAUUUCUACAUUUCGUACUUCCUUUUCCAAGGAUUAAUGCUGAGCUCAGGGGCUGUGGUGCAGGUUAUUGCAUUUUUGGUUUUCCAGGUCCUUCGGACUGUCUUUGACACCACGCCUCGAAAGUUAUACUCACGAUGGGCUGCACUUACAGGAGUAUGGUGGGGAACAGUCUUCCCCGUUUUCACGAAUAUGACUGUGAUCGCAAUUACCUACAGCUGUAUAGCUCCGUUGGUUCUUGGCUUCUCUGCACUUGGCCUCUAUUUGGUGUACCAAGCCUAUCGAUACAACCUACUCUUCGUUUACGAGCCAGUUAUCGACACAAAGGGUCUAGUAUACCCUCGAGCACUCCAACAGGUGUUAACGGGUGUUUACCUAGCAGAAAUAUGCAUGUUUGGGCUCUUUGCCAUCCGUGCAGCCAUCGGCCCUAUGGUCUUAAUGGGCAUGUUUACUGUAUUCACUGGACUUUGUCACAUUUCCCUGAAUGAAGCACUGGAACCUCUUCUAUCGGCAUUACCUCACACCCUCAACAAUGAAGAAGACUGGACGUGUACAACACCGAGCGACCUGGAAAAGCCUCGAUUAUUGUCUCGAAGCAUGACCAGCGGCAAGGAGUUCCUACCUCGACGUCAGAACACGUUAACUCUGGCAGAGAUCGCCACGGCGCCAGACUCGCUAUCGGGAAAGCUCAAAAACUUCCGCUGGUGGCUCUUCCAUCCUAGCAUAUAUGCCAACUAUGCGGCACUGCGAGAGAAGAUACGACAGGAUCCGUCAAUCCCUUAUGAUGAACAAGUCUCGGACAAUGCGUAUCAUCCGAGCUGCGUCUACAGCCAGCCACCUCUUCUUUGGAUCCCUCGAGAUGCUGGAGGUGUGAGCCGUCAGGAGGUGGAGCUUACCAGUGCCAUUAUACCCAUGACCGACAAUGAAGCUCAUCUUAACGGCAAGAACAAAGUGGUAUGGGAUAAAGUCGGAAUGAAACCACCAAUAUGGGAGGAAAAGGUGUUUUACUAG
Messenger RNA from Nannizzia gypsea CBS 118893, 2763 nucleotides. RefSeq names its product phosphate metabolism protein 7. Gene Ontology annotation, cellular component: plasma membrane. The transcript is spliced from 6 exons. NCBI's taxonomy places the organism in Eukaryota, Fungi, Ascomycota, Eurotiomycetes, Onygenales, Arthrodermataceae. The coding region runs from base 1 to 2763 and encodes 920 amino acids. Gene Ontology annotation, molecular function: calcium-activated cation channel activity. The record is from RefSeq and is a predicted model, not a curated record.